This is a messenger RNA of Dovyalis caffra, 426 nucleotides long. Lineage: Eukaryota; Viridiplantae; Streptophyta; Magnoliopsida; Malpighiales; Salicaceae. The record is from the annotation of a GenBank genome assembly.
AUGAAGAACUGCUCUAGAUGCUUUUCUUUGGUUCCCAAACCCUUGAUUUUCUACAUUAGUACUGGUGGAUUCUCUUUCUUCAGUCAUUACCCAGAGACGAAGUAUAUGUUUCUCAUUUGUAAUGGAAUCCUUGCUAUUCUUGCUACGAGUUCAGUUUCUUCUUCAAGAACCUCUGCUUCUGAUGAUCAGUCUAAUCUUGAUGAUGAAUGCCAGUUAUCAUCAACACCUAACUUGUUUUCUGCGAAAACUGAGGCUACUCAUGUUGAUCAAGAAGUUCCUGCUGUGGCAAGUCUUGAACCGCUACAGCUGGAUACUGUUCUUGAAACUGAAGAAGAAAAGCAAGAGCAAGAAUAUAAAGAAAUGCAAGCAGCAGCAGCAGAAGAAGAAGAAGAAGAAGAAAAGGAGCUACUUCAAGUCAAGCUAUGA